This is a messenger RNA of Penicillium malachiteum, 267 nucleotides long. RefSeq lists its product as uncharacterized. The record is from RefSeq and is a predicted model, not a curated record. NCBI's taxonomy places the organism in Eukaryota, Fungi, Ascomycota, Eurotiomycetes, Eurotiales, Aspergillaceae. The transcript has a single exon. The coding region runs from base 1 to 267 and encodes 88 amino acids.
AUGGAUCAGCCAGACCUAGCUCGCGAAUCUGUAGAGUUCGAGAAGCAGUAUUUGCUCGACGAAGAGGGGAUUGACAGGAAGAGGCAGCCCCAGAAUUCGUCCAGGUACCACUUGUACGCUCUAUACACCACCAAUGGACUGCUUCUGUUUAUUGUUUUGAUGCUCCUGGCACAGAUGAGACAUCAAUGUGCUGCAGACCCAUCUCUAGGAGUCUACUGCAAGUCUACAACCUGCAAAUUCCUCUGCUACCAGCUCCUUCAAGGCUAA